AUGCCUCAAAUGACCAAGGAAGACUCCUCCAGGAUCCAAUCCACCCAAGUAAGCUCCCCCAUCUCAUCUCCUACCACUUUUCCAUGUAAAUUCACCCCACAUUCCAAAAUUGACCAUUUCUUCCCCCAGGCCAAAGGCGGCAACGACAUGACAUCCGGCGGCUUCGCAGCCCGCGCCCAAGGUGCUGCUGAUCGCAACACGAACGCCGCCGCCGCUGGCGGAAACAAUGUACAGAGCGGCGACAACAACAGCGGUGCUGGAACUGGAGGCUGCGAUAAGAAAUGA
Molecule: messenger RNA, 285 nt
Organism: Hymenoscyphus albidus
Lineage: Eukaryota; Fungi; Ascomycota; Leotiomycetes; Helotiales; Helotiaceae
Source: the annotation of a GenBank genome assembly